Molecule: messenger RNA, 497 nt
Organism: Dentiscutata erythropus
Lineage: Eukaryota; Fungi; Glomeromycota; Glomeromycetes; Diversisporales; Gigasporaceae
Source: the annotation of a GenBank genome assembly
AGUUCGACAAAAUACCUGCAAUAGGUAUGGGUGUUGCAAUUACUAGUCAAACAACACAAACCACCAAAACUGUAAAUGAAAAUAUAGUUCUCGACUUCUAUGUCAAAGAAAAAGUUGGUGAGAAAGAGCCGAACGACUUCUGGGUAGAAGUCAGGCAUAAACAUGUCUUAAAAUUAGAAGAAAUUUCUUUACUUUCCAUACAUAUUAGCAAUAAAAACACAAACAAUCAAGCCAUCAAUAUUCCUUGGUUGUCCCAAGGUAGCAGUUCCGCAUGUACCCUUCACAGAAUCAAUUGUACAUCUCGAGGAGCCACACCAAGAACCCUACGAAAAGAUUGUCCCACAUUAUCUCAAAUGGGCCCAACAAUUAUACCUUCUUUUAGCUUUAGUCUUCAGGCAGCUUUAAAAGCAAAUCCAGUACCAUUACUAGCUAAACAAACAACGUCAAGUCAAGAAACACAAGAUCAAAAUGAUCUAACAGAUCCUGAAUCUAAUUGA